Molecule: messenger RNA, 3715 nt
Organism: Leptonychotes weddellii (Weddell seal)
Lineage: Eukaryota; Metazoa; Chordata; Mammalia; Carnivora; Phocidae
Source: RefSeq, a predicted model, not a curated record
CUCCCUCGAGUUUAACGGUCGCGAGAGGCCGCUCGCCCGACCCUGACAUCGGCUGUGGGAGCAGCGGCCAGACUCUCUUGGGAGCUUAGGAUAUUUCACAGUUCUGAAUGUUAGCAUCUGAAAAUGCCUGUAGAUGAUGAAGCAUCUGAAGAUGACUCGGAUUCAGUUUCUUCAAACAUUGAAAGAACCUACAUUCUCAAAUAAGAGAGUAUAACAAUUUCUGUACACUAUGGAAGAUAUUGAUUUGGUGAAACCCUUACGAAAAACUUCAUCUUCUGUAGAAUCUGAUAUAAAAAAUUCUCCCCAUUCUUUUGGACUGAACUUAAAUACUAAUAGAAGUAGUGCCCACCUUAGUACAAAUGGGGUAUCCUCUUUCUCAGGGAAGACCAGACCAUCUGUAAUUCAAGGUACAGUUGAAGUCCUAACCUCUUUAAUGCAAGAGCUACAAAACAGUGGAAGGACUGAUUCGGAACUUUGGAAAAACUGUGAGACCAGGUGGUUACAACUAUUCAAUUUGGUGGAAAAACAAUGCCAACAACAGAUAGUUGCCCAGCAGGAACAGUUCCACAACCAAAUUCAACGAAUACAGGAGGAGAUAAAAAAUUUAGUCAAGUUACAGACCAGUAAUACUUCCUGGGCUUCCUCCGAUAGUUCUUUAAGCAAACAGUUAUCUUCAGAAAGUCAAAUGGGUUUUUUUUCUGAAAACAGUGAGAGAAAUGAACCUAUUAUCAGUUAUCCUAAGUCUACAGAACCCGAAAUGCAGCAAGAAACGUCCACGUCACAACCAGACUGCAAUGUGGAUAGUAGCUCAGUGAGCAGUGGGUAUGGUACCUUUUGUGUCUCUGAAUUAAAUGCCUACAAAUCUAAGGAGCCUCAGGAGUUCAUGGAGCACACAGAAGUUUCUGAAGGACAGUUUGGAGCGCCUUUGGGGCAGACGGAGUCACUUGUAGAUGGUGUAAAAAACAAGAGUUUUCAUAUACAUACCACUGAAGAGUUUUGCGCAUCUGUAAAGGAAGAUAUUUCCAUUUUUCCUGGUGAAUUUGAACACCAUUUUCUUGGCGAAAAUAAGAUUUCAGAAGUAUACAGUGGAAAAACAAACAGUAAAUCUAUAACAUCAUGGGCACAAAAGCUGAAGCAGAACCAACCAAAGAGAGCACUUCCAGAAGACGAGUGUUCAGAAUCUAUGCAAGGAAAUGAGCAAGCCAAGAAGUCACCAGUUGAGAAAUCUAAUUUCACUGCUGCUAAGCAGCCUCAUGCUUUUUACCUCAAUAAACCAGAUGAGAGUCCAAAUUCUUGGAUGUCUGAUUCAGGAACAGGACUGACUUACUGGAAGCUGGAAGAGAAGGACAUGUAUCACUCUUUGCCUGAGACUUUAGAGAAGACGUUUGCACCGGCCUCCUCCACAGAUACGUCCCCAAGCCAGUCUAAUACUAUUAAUGAGAUGAAGCUACCAUCACUAAAGGAUAUUUAUCAUAAAAAACAAAGGGAAAACAAGCAGUUACCUGAGAGGAAUCUCACUUCUGCUUCCAACCCAAAUCAUCCACCAGAGGUACUAACUCUAGAUCCAACGUUACACAUGAAGCCAAAUCAGCAGAUUUCAGGGAUUCAACCACAAGGCUUUUUGAAUGUCCUUGAUGACAGAAUAUCCUUUUCACCAGACUCUGUUCUAGAACCUAGUAUGUCUAGUCACUCUGACAUAGACUCAUUUUCACAAGCAAGUAAUAUUGCUUCUCAGUUAUCUGGAUUCCCAAAAUAUCCUUCAAAUACAAAAGCUUCACCAGUGGACUCUUGGAAAAAUCAUGGAUUCCAAAAUGAAAGUAGGACCAGUUCCACGUAUCCUUCAGUUUAUACUAUUACUAGUAAUGACAUCUCGGUCAACACUAUAGAUGAAGAAAACACUGUCAUGGUAACCUCAGCCUCAGUCAGUCAGUCCCAGCUUCCAGGGACAGUCAGCAGUGUCCCAGAAUGCAUUUCCUUGGCUUCCCUGGAAGAUCCUGUGAUAUUGUCCAAAAUUAGGCAGAACCUGAAGGAAAAGCAUGCUCGACACAUAGCGGAUCUUCGAGCUUAUUAUGAAUCAGAAAUAAAUAGUUUGAAACAGAAACUGGAGGCAAAGGAAAUUUCUGCAGUUGAAGAUUGGAAGAAAACCAACCAAAUUCUUGUAGACAGAUGUGGCCAUUUAGAUAGUGCUCUGAAUGAAGCUACCAGUCGUGUGAGAACACUUGAAAAUAAGAAUAACUUACUGGAAAUAGAAGUCAGUGAUUUCAGAGAACGCUUCAAUGCAGCCAGCAGUGCUUCCAAAAUUUUGCAGGAACGGAUUGAGGAAAUGAGAAUAAGUAAUAAAGAAAAAGACAAUACCAUCAUUCGACUGAAAUCUCGACUGCAGGAUUUAGAAGAAGCAUUUGAGAAUGCUUACAAACUCUCAGAUGAUAAAGAAGCGAGACUGAAACAAGAAAACAAAAUGUUUCAAGAUCUCUUAGGAGAAUAUGAGUCCCUUGGAAAAGAACACGAAAGAGUAAAGGAUACAUUAAAUACAACUGAGAACAAAUUGCUUGAUGCACAUACUCAGAUUUCUGAUUUGAAAAGAACAAUUUCAAAACUUGAAGCUCAGGUCAAGCAAGUAGAGCAUGAAAAUAUGUUAAGUCUUCGCCAUAGUUCUAAAACUCCCAUGAGAUCCUCACGUGCCAACACGCUGGCCACCUCCGACGUCAGCAGGCGCAAGUGGCUGAUACCAGGAGCGGAGUAUUCCAUCUUUACUGGCCAGCCUUUGGACACCCAGGAUAACAGAGUGGAUAACCAGCUAGGGGAAACCUGUGCUCCCGGGUACCAUUCUCCUCCGGAAAAGGAUUCUUCAUCUGAAAGUUCACCAAGAAGCUUAUUGAUAAAAAAACAAAGAGAGACUUCAGAUACACCAAUCAUGAAAGCUUUAAAAGAACUCGAUGAAGGAAAAAUAUUUAAAAAUUGGGGCACACAGACAGAGAAAGAGGACACCUCAAAUAAAUUAGCGAAUCCUCGGCAAACUGAAACGUCAGUCAGUGCAAGUCAGUCCCCAGAGAAAUGUGCCCAACAAAGACAGAGGAGAUUUAAUUCUGCUUCACAGAGGUCCUCGUCUUUACCACCUUCAACUCGUAAAUCAAGUACUCCAACAAAAAGAGAGAUUAUGUUAACACCAGUGACUGUGGCUUAUAGUCCAAAGCGAUCCCCUAAAGAAAAUUUGUCCCCAGGAUUUAGUCAUCUACUGAGCAAAAAUGAAAGCAGUCCAACUCGAUUUGAUAUACUUUUGGAUGAUUUAGAUACUGUUCCUGUGUCUGCAUUACAACGUACCAAUCCAAGAAAACAACUCCAGUUUCUUCCUCUAGAUGACUCGGAAGAACAAAAAUACUCAGAAACAGCCACCGACGUCCGGGCUAAUCACAGCUCUUCUCCCGGACUGCUGCCACAUGGAAGGAAGGAAGUGUCUGUGAGACCAGCCUGGGAGAAGAAUAAGUCAGUUAGCUAUGAACGGUGUGAGCCCGCGUCGGUAGCCCCACAUGGUAAUGAUUUUGAGUAUACAGCAAAAAUUAGGACCCUAGCUGAAACGGAACGGUUUUUUGAUGAACUUACAAAAGAAAAAGACCAGAUUGAGGCAGCACUAAGUCGAAUGCCUUCUACUGGAGGACGAAUCACUUUGCAGACAAGAUUAAACCAGGUGAACCGUCUCAGCUUGAACAUGUGUUAG